GGAUGUUCUCUCUCCGAGGCCUGGGACGCUCGUAGCAAGAGUUUUGAGAUGAAGAACGGACCGCUCGUCGGGGUCGACCGGUUUCAGUGAUCCGUCCCAGCGGUGUUGCUCGGCAGCCCGGUGUCCUGCGGGGUCCCGCCGUGUCUCGCCAUGUCCAGCGGGCAGUGGAAGCCCUUCGUGUUCGGCGGACUGGCCUCGGUCACCGCAGAAUGCGGUACCUUCCCCAUCGACCUGACCAAAACACGUCUCCAGGUGCAGGGCCAGGUGGGCGACAGCAAGUUCCGGGAGAUCCGCUACCGGGGGAUGCUGCACGCGCUCGGCCGGAUCUGCAGGGAGGAAGGGCUGCGCGCGCUCUACUCCGGAAUAGCCCCUGCGGUGCUCCGACAAGCCUCUUAUGGGACCAUCAAGAUUGGCACCUAUCAGAGCUUCAAGCGUCUUCUAGUCGAAAACCCAGAAGAUGAAACCCUGCUCACGAACGUGCUUUGCGGCGUGCUCUCUGGAGUCAUCUCCUCAUCCAUCGCCAACCCCACAGAUGUGCUCAAGAUCCGGAUGCAGGCGCAGGGAAGAGUGAUUCAGGGGGGCAUGAUGGGAAACUUCAUAGACAUCUACCAGCAGGAGGGAACACGUGGACUUUGGAAGGGGGUGUCUCUGACUGCUCAGAGGGCUGCCAUUGUGGUGGGAGUGGAGCUGCCAGUGUAUGACCUCACCAAGAAGCGGCUGAUCCUCUCUGGUUACAUGGGAGACACGGUGUACACACACUUCCUCUCCAGUGUGGUGUGCGGCUUGGCCGGAGCCCUGGCCUCGAACCCCAUCGACGUGGUGCGGACUCGCAUGAUGAACCAGAGAGCCCUUCUGGACGGCACCUCCGGGGGAUACAAAGGCACUGUGGACUGUCUCGUGAAGACAUGGAGGUCAGAAGGUUUCCUCGCCUUGUACAAAGGUUUUUUCCCUAACUGGUUACGUCUCGGCCCAUGGAAUGUCAUCUUCUUCAUCACCUACGAGCAGUUGAAGAAGCUUGACAUGUAAAUGUGUGGAUCCAGUGCGGGGAAUUUUUUUUUUUUUUUGUUAGAAAAUGCAUAAAAUAACUGAUUUAUGUCAUGUCACACGCUUAUGAUGUCACAGAACUGUCUGGGACUGGGUUUUUCAGGCCAUCUGCACCAAGAUGUGCGUACUGUGGUAAUGACCAACCACUUGACUGGACACACAGGCAGUGAUAUUAACAACCCCUUUCUCGUGAGCCACAGUGUCAGUUUGGACACCAGGCAAAAAGGUGUGCAAACUGUGCUGUUUCAGACCAGCACGGUAAGUACACAAGUAUUUGACAGUUUUCCAAAAUGAAAUGUCUUAAACUAAAGAGUUCAGAACAGACACACAAAGUUCAGUUGUGUACAAAUUGCACUGCAUGACAUAAUUAAAAAAAAAAAGCCUGUUCUUUAAAUAGCAUUCAAAGCCAAUGAAUCUGGUUUUAUUGUUCAGUGUCUCACUCACUCGCUCACACACGCACACACAUACACACACACACGUGUGUAUGUCUAUGUUAAUGUUGACAGCAUUAUAACAAAAUUUUGGAUUCACUAUUUGCCAAGUAUGAAGCAAGGCAAUUUACAGUGAGCCAAAAUGUGAUUUUCUCAGUUUUGUGUGUAUAUAAUUAAAAAAAAAAAAAAAAAAAAUUAAUGUAAAGCAUUUAUAUAUUUGCAUUUUGGCAGAAAUAACAGUUGAGUUGUUUUUAUGAGACAUGGCACACUGCACAUUACUUUCUCCACACACAUACAGUAUAACACAUAUACACUGCAUAUAGUCACUAGGUCCAGAAUGGAGGCAACAUAAAUUAUGACUUUAACCAGAGAGUUAAGAGUGGAGGCUGGAAUUGUUACUCUUCUUCUGUGGAAUUCAUAGUACUGUAUUAGGUUGUACUUGUAACAGCACAAGUCACUUUGGAAGACAGUGUUAGUAGGAUUGCAGGUUAACUGAUGAUCUGAACUUUUUUUUUACAGUCUCAGAAAGGAUGUUUUGUUUAAAUAUUUUUACUUAUAACUGAUCCGUUUACACCUAGGGAUUCCUAUGCGUCAAAAUGAAUUAUUUUGUUACCCAUUAAAUUUUAUUUUUAGAAUUUUUUUUUCAAUCUUAACAAGGCUGAAAUUUAACGAACACAAAGGGUACAUUAAUCUUUUUUGUGCCUAUGAAACUCUGAAUGUCUGUGUAUAAUUUAUAUACAUUCUAUUUAUCUAGGAGGUAAAAUUAGUAUGUGACUUUUGUCACAUGAUUUUUUCUAUGUGGACCAGUGCCUUAUUUCAGGUCUCCAUACAGUUUUGUAAAUUGCCAGAGUGUCAUGUUUCAAUGAUUGCACCAUCCAUGCAGUUUGGUUUUUGUUGGCAAACGGAUGGAAAGAAUUAAAUUGUUAGUUUUCAGCAGAUCACUAACAUGUGGGUCACAUACAGCAUGCUGUCAUGUCAAGCAUUUGUCACUUCAGUACUCAGUUUAUAUCUCCAAAGCCUGUGGUUAUUCACGUAUGUGCAUGUAAACUGUGAACUUGAUUAAAUGAAAAUAUUGCCAAAGCGGGUGGCGUUUGGGCGGAUGAAAACAUUAGUCCAUGACUAAUGUUUUAUGACUAAUUGAGCAGUUGAAGCACCUUGUAAGUUGUUUAUACCCUUAAAUUGGGAAGAAUUGGGAGAAUACAGGAUGUUACUGUGAGGUCUUAUUAUGUGUAACAAGUGUGUUCCAGCACCUUUGUACAGCUCUUUUAACAGUUCAUUAAUGUAUUGCGUAAUGUAUAUUAUCGGCGCUUCUGAAAUUGUAAUAAAAAAGCUAAACUGAA
Molecule: messenger RNA, 2815 nt
Organism: Scleropages formosus (Asian bonytongue)
Lineage: Eukaryota; Metazoa; Chordata; Actinopteri; Osteoglossiformes; Osteoglossidae
Product: kidney mitochondrial carrier protein 1
Exons: 9
Coding region: 151-1026 (291 amino acids)
Biological process (GO): transmembrane transport
Source: RefSeq, a predicted model, not a curated record